AUGUACCUUAACAAGAAGCUCGCACUAGCUGUGCUCUCGUCUAGCCUUUCCAUGGUACUUGGCCAGCAUGUUCUGGAUCUCAGUGGCGAUGGGUGGACAGUCAGUAACAAGGCGCUAAAUAUCUCAGUGCCAGGUCAUCUUCCCUCCGACGUCCACCUAGAUCUGUGGGCUGCUAAUGUGACCGAUGAUCCAUACUAUGGUCUUAAUGACUUCAAUUUGCGCUGGAUAGCGAACAGCAAUUGGACUUACACAAGCAAACCUCUCCGUGGUUUGUUGGCUGAUUCGAAAUCGUCUUGGCUUGUCUUCAAUGGACUCGACACUUUCACAACGAUUAAAGUCUGUGGAAAUAUCAUAGGCACAACAGACAACAUGUUUCGCCAAUGGACCUUCGAUAUUUCCGAAGCAAUAAAUCGCUGUCAUGGCGAUCCGGUUGUGUCCAUCAACUUUGGGAGCGCGCCGCAGAUUGUCGACGCGAUUGCAGCCGACCCGAAUUCAGAGAAAUGGCCUUCCGGAAUCAUCGGGACGUUUGAGUUUCCGAAUAUGUUUUACAUGCGCAAAGAGCAGUCGGACUUUGGAUGGGAUUGGGGCCCAGCGUUUGCUCCCGCUGGACCGUGGAGAGAUGCCUACCUCGUUCAGUUUGAGCGCGAGAAGAGCGUGUAUGUUCUGAACACAGAUCUGGAUAUCCACAGACAAGGCCAGAUCAAUCAUAUUGCCCCUGACCAAAGCCAGCCUUGGAUCGUGAACGCGAGUAUUGAUUUUAUUGGAUCUCUUCCCAGUAAUCCGUCGAUGACAAUUGAAGUCAGAGAUGUUGAGUCAGGGAAAAUCUUGAGAUCGGAGUCUGUCGACAAGGUCAAUGUAUCGAAAAUGGCUAUCACCGGCAGCAUGGCUAUCGACGCCAAUGUGCCGAACCUGUGGUGGCCCAACGGCCUAGGCAAGCAGAAUUUGUAUUAUGUGACCGUCACAAUCCAUGACAAACAGGAACAGGCAUUGGCCAGCGUGACCAAGCGCACCGGUUUCCGCACAAUUUUUCUCAACCGGUCCAACAUUACAGAUGCGCAGCUCGCCCAGGGUAUCGCGCCGGGUGCGAACUGGCACUUUGAAAUCAAUGGACACGAAUUUUACGCAAAGGGGGCAAACCUGAUCCCACCAGAUGCCUUCUGGCCGCGAGUCACUGAGGCUAAAAUGCAGAGGCUGUUCAGUGCAGUGGUGGCAGCACACCAAAAUAUGCUUCGUGUUUGGGCGUCAGGCGCCUAUAUUCCGGACUUUAUGUAUGACAUCGCCGACGAAAAUGGAGUCUUGCUGUGGAGCGAGUUCGAAUUCAGCGAUGCUCUGUACCCGGUCAACCAGGAGUUCCUGGAUAAUGUCGCUGCUGAGGUCGUAUACAAUGUGAGACGAGUCAACCAUCAUCCUUCUUUGGCUUUAUGGGCUGGUGGAAAUGAAAUCGAGAGCUUGAUGCUCCCCAUCGCCCAGGGAGUCGAUCCUGAAAAUUAUCCAAAAUACGUCGGGCAGUACGAAAAGUUAUUCAUCACCACAAUCCUGCCCCUGGUAUACGAGAAUUCGCGGUCCAUCUCGUACAUGCCCAGCAGUACGAACAAUGGCUAUCUGGAAGUCAAUCUGUCCCUGCCUGUCCCCAUGGUCGAACGCUACUGGAACACAACCCCAGGAUCUUACUACGGCGAUACGGACUACUACAACUACGACAGCAGUGUAGCAUUCGACUUUUGGGGAUAUCCAGUCGGUCGUUUUGCAAACGAAUUCGGCUUCCACAGUAUGCCGAGCCUACAAACAUGGCAGCAAGCAUUGGACCCCGAGGAUCUGCAUUUCAACAGCAGCACUAUUAUGCUCCGGAACCAUCAUUAUCCAGCCGGCGGACUGUUCACAGACAACUUCAAGAACUCAUCCAAAGGAAUGGCAGAGAUGACUUUGGCAGUGGAGCGGUACUACCCGAUCCCCAACAAGGCCGACUCCAUAGCCAACUUUAGCGCUUGGUGCCAUGCAACUCAGCUUUUCCAGGCAGACAUGUACAAAUCUGAGAUCCAGUUCUAUCGUCGUGGAAGUGGCAUGCCGGAGCGGCAACUUGGCUCCCUCUGGUGGCAGCUCGAAGAUAUCUGGCAGGCUCCCACAUGGUCUAGUAUCGAGUAUGAUGGACGAUGGAAAGUCCUCCACUAUGUCGGUCGUGACAUCUAUCAGCCUGUCAUUGUUUCACCCUUCUGGAACAAUUCAAACGGCGAUCUUUCCAUUUAUGUGACUUCUGACCUUUGGGAGACUGCUCGUGGGUCCGUCCGUCUGACUUGGAUGGAUCUAUCCGGUAACCCUAUCUCCGGCAAUGCGGGCACCCCACACGCCCUCGACUUCUCCGUUGGGGCCAUCAAUACCACCCAGAUAUAUUCUAUCAAUAUCAGUGAUCUGUCGCUUUCGGACACAAAGAACGCUAUCCUGAUCAUGUCCCUCACUGCGAGCGGGCGCCUCCCAAAUACUGGGAGCGUGUCCGCUUUCACGCACCGCAACCACUUCACGCCUGCCUUCCCGAGGGAUUUAUCCCUGGUAGAUCCUAAGCUCGAGCUCUCUCAUAAUACCAAGACGGGCAUGUUUACUGUAGAAGCCAAAAAUGCCGUCUCCUUCAACACUUGGCUCGAUUACCCAGCUGGAACGAUAGGAUAUUUCGACGAUAAUGCGUUUGUACUACUUCCUGGAGAAAAGCGCGAACUCCGAUUCAAUGUUCAGAAAGAUGAAUCUGGUGGAGAUUGGAAGAAAGGUGUAACGGUGCGGAGUCUGUGGGAUCAGACAACGAGGGACUGA
Messenger RNA from Penicillium lagena, 2799 nucleotides. Its product is annotated as beta-mannosidase. Gene Ontology annotation, molecular function: beta-mannosidase activity. The coding region runs from base 1 to 2799 and encodes 932 amino acids. Gene Ontology annotation, biological process: carbohydrate metabolic process; glycoprotein catabolic process. The transcript is spliced from 2 exons. Lineage: Eukaryota; Fungi; Ascomycota; Eurotiomycetes; Eurotiales; Aspergillaceae. The record is from RefSeq and is a predicted model, not a curated record.